AUGGGCGACGCGGCUGUAGGCGACGCUCAGGCGCUGCGCCUGAAGCUCAAACUGCCGCGUUGCAUGUCGACGUCGUCUGUGGUCGAGAAGAAGCUGCUCAUUGGCGCUCGGGGGGGCGCUGCGGUCAAGGAGCUGCUGAGCACAGCGCCGAACAUUGAGGUGGCCAUCCGAGAGUUCCAGACGGCGCACGGCGUCGCAGAGGCCCACGCGCAGCUGUUUGCGCGCAAGAGCGAGCGCGAAGGCAAACAGACAGAGCCACGAACGAAGUUGACGCCAGCGAUGCAGCUGCUGGAUCUACUACGCGUGCCGCGCACGAGUUUGUACCAUUCGUUGCUGGACCAGAUGAAGAAAGAGAUGCUGCUGCGUAUUGCCGACUUGCCGCAGAGCGAUCUGCCGCGUGUGCUGGAGCAGACGUUUCCAUACAUUGAGUUUCGAGAGCUUCGCGCUGUUCCGAUUGCGGUGUUGGCUCGACAGGACGAGACGCCUGCGUUGUAUUUACGUGAAUUGACAGAGAAUCGGCGCAUUCUGGCGGAGUUGCCUGUGCACGUGCGGAGGAAGAUUCUACAGGUUGACAAGAGAGAGCUGCAGCUGCUGGUGGAGGAAUGUACGCGCGAGUAUGUGACUGAUCAGUUGGAAUGGUAUUUGAAGCACCCGGUGUCGGAGUCAGUCGCUACACAGCGCUCGUUGUUGAGGAGAAUGAGCGACAAGAGUGUGCAAAACGGAACGCCACAGAGGAAACACACUGCAGACGAGUCGCCUGGUGGGAGUUUGUGGAACGUCUCGAGUCACGUGCCGUCUUCCGCUGAUGCUGCAAACUCGUCGCCAUCGGCAGCAUCUGGAUUUGGCGGUAAGCGAUGUCCGUCGUACUCGCCAGAUGAGCGUCGACGCAACAACCCGGCGCUCAUGAAGCUGGUCGACAUGUUUGGCGACUCAGAGGCGCUAUAUCUGUCAACAUUGGAGAUUUGGCGAGGCUUCUUGGUGGGUGCAAACAUACCUGGUGGCGCUGUGAUUAAUCACCCGAAAGAGUAUGUGGACUAUGUAUCACUUCUUGGUGCUAUGCGCAACGAUCUUGCGAACUUGCAGCGUGACAAAACAACAGCACUCUUGCGAACAGACCCAUUGCACAAAUUUAUCUGGUUUUUGGAUCGAGCGCUAAAGAAUCACACGCUCGAGAUUGCUCAAUUGCACGAGCUGCUGGGUUUUAUCGGUCGACUACGCACGUCGGACCUUCCGACCGACAAAAAGUUUCGAAAGAAAAGCAGUGCAGAAGAGGAAGAAGAGAGCUUUGAAGUCGUGCUGGGGCCACCCGCGGUGGAGGAACUGCUUGCAGUGCUUGACAAGAUUGCUAAACUCGAUGUGCGGCUGAUCUUUGCAGAGCCCGUGCCGGAUGACGUGCCGAAAUAUCGGGACAUAAUCAAGGAUCCCAUGGACUUGUUGACAAUGCGACGAAAGGCAAAGCGCGGCAAGUACAAGACACUCGAGGCCUUUGUGUUGGACUUUAAUCUUAUGAUCCGCAAUUGCAUGACAUUUAAUCCGGACACGACCAUCUUUUAUAAGGAAGGAAAAAGAAUCGGCAAGCGAGGCAACGAGAUCAUUGAGCGAAACGCUACAGCUUUGCGUGGUGAGCCUCAGCGGAUCCGCUCUAAAAAGCGUCGAAAGAUGGGAACCGGUCCGACGAGCGAAGCCCUGAGCAUGCUCACCAGCUCGGGAGUGGUAACAAUUAAGGACUUCGGAGAUGUGGACCAAUCUGGAAUGAUCCCGGAAGGGUUGUGCGACGAGCAGCUGGCAGAUGUGGCAUUAGUUCUAUCAGAUCCGAUCGUGAAACAACUCAUUUGCGAUGCUUUGAUGAAGAACCUCGUGACGUGCUGGCAAACAAAAGAGUUGCCCACUGACAAUCUGAUCUGCCGCGCCCUCGUGCAACUUCUUCAAAUUGGCAAUCCGUCGAGCGUGCGUCGUAUGAUUCGGAAGCAAGACUACGUGCUGCGUGCUCCGCAAGUGGUCACUAUGCGUGUCGUGCUUCCGCUUCUGUUGCGCACGAUGGUGGAUUUUCGAGUUUACUAUGCGUUUACCGUUAAUUUAGAGCGUGAUGCAAAGGUGGCCGCGAAGGGAGAUGUGUUGAGUGCUGUUUUGUGGAACAAUGUGCUACGCGCGAGCUCGGCCAUUCGCGCCAUCGCCAAGUCGUUUGCCGUGCAAUGCUUGGUGGACCGCCAGAUCGAUGCAGGAUCGAAGCUGCUGCAUUACCUGCUCUUAGCCGAAGAGGAGUCGCUUUUGCGUGAUCGCGUUUUGCUUCAUGCAGUAACAGAAGUCGUGCUGGAGCAAGUAAGAGUGGCUGCUGCAAGCGUUGGCAGUAACAAUAGUAGUGAUGUUGGAUCGGCUUCUGCUGAGAAUGGUGAAGUGACGAUGACGUUGAGCGAGCAGCUGCGAGCCUUGGAAGUGUGGAAACAUAUUGUUGAUCGCUUUUUUGUCGACGUGUUGGCUGAGCGUAUCCACGUAGCUAGGAAAGCAACCGGAUCUAGUGUUAAAUUUGCGGAAGGUGCAAUUGAACAAAUCGAGGAUGGGCACAACGCUGUAGCCUCAGGCGCAGCAUCGUCGAAAAAGCGCAAGCGACAGCAAGUGGUACGAAGCUUUCCGAUUCCAGUAUUUCACGAGAAGACAGUGAUGAUGCUAUGGUCUUUGUUUGCGAUGGUUGAAAAAGAAGGCUCCGCGACCGGUGUCGAUGCAAUGAUCACUUCGUACCUCAUGAAGACCUUGAAAGUCUUGCGCGUAAACUGCUUGUGUAUAGAGGAAUUUGAAGCACUGUGGAACAGCUCUGUGUUUGGUGGCUGCCGGUACUAUUAUGAGCUAAUGUUGGCCAAAUGUCCUGUCGUGCAAACGGAAUUGUUCGCUACGUUGCCAUCAGACGUCAAGACUGGAGAUAGUACCGUGCAAGAAGAAAAGCUUGAAGCCACUGCCGGUACUGAAACGCAUGGUGUAGAUGAUGACGCAGAACGCACUCACAUGGCUGCUACAGUUGACCCUGUGGCACAAGGUACAGAGGCUGACGCACGACGUACCACCACGACAGAUACCGUCAAUCGUGCGAUGCAAGGUGCAGACUCUGACAUCGACAGCACUGCUGGGGGGAGCGCGGCGGUCACGUUGGACGAUGUAAAAGUUGAGACUGGCGAAAGCAGUGGACCUGAGAGAUGUGUGGAUAUGAGGAAUGGGGUUCAGGGUGACGAUGCUGGCUUAGCUCCAACAGGUGAUGCCACAAACGUCGAAAUAAGGUCUGAGGAUGCAAGUCCUGAAGUUGCAACGAAAUUGACAGGUGUUCAAGGCGCGAGCAUAGAAGCCAGUGGGGCAGAUAAUGUUGAUCCUCACUUGGUUCCCUCGACUACGAGCAACGUCGUCGGUCAUAGCAUCGAAACCGCGAAGACUGAUGCUGAGUCUGUAGCUGAGCACAAUUGCGAAAGCGACGUUAAGAUGGAACGCGCCGACGACAAUUUCGAGCUGAAAGGCGGCAACACGACCACCGGUAUUGAGGUUUACGCUAGUGUUGUUGCCGAUACUCCAGCGCAAGCAUCCGAGACUAGUGAUGGAUCCACCGCUCCAGCCAGAAUGCAAAGUAGAGCCGACCAAGACGUUAGCAACAACGCGAGUGUCAGUGUGGAUACUGAUGACUCACCGAAGAAAGUUGUCGUGAAAUUAGAAGCAAUUCGUGAAGAGCAAAGAAAGGAACAAAAGGGGGAGUACACAGAACGUGGUUGA
Hyaloperonospora brassicae is the source of this 3747-nucleotide messenger RNA. The record is from the annotation of a GenBank genome assembly. NCBI's taxonomy places the organism in Eukaryota, Oomycota, Peronosporomycetes, Peronosporales, Peronosporaceae.